AGCGCCCAUAAAGACUGCUUUCCCUGACCAUCAAUACAGUAUUGACGUCCAGGUCAAAUUGACAUCUGGGUAUUCGCACUCACCUGUUGCGUUUGCUUUCAAAAAGGAUACGACCUAGAUAUGAUACGAAACGACGGAAGAAGUGAACACGAGUUUCGCAAGGUCGAAAUUGUUUAUGAAGGGUUGGACCGUGUAGACGGUUCAGCGAGAUUUGCUUUCGGUCAAACCGAAUCCAUAGUCUCUGUCUCUGGGCCGGUGGAAGUCCGACCUGCGUCCGAAAACCCGUCGCAAGCAACACUCGAUAUCUUCAUCCGACCUCUUGCCUCAUUACCUGGAACCGAUGCUAAGUCAAUAUCCAAUACCCUCAAAUCCAUUUUUACGCCUGCACUAUUGCUCUCACAACAUCCUCGGACGUUGAUACAACUUGUUGCACAAGCCUUGUGUGGGAGCGAGACUGGGAGUGGGACAGGCAGUGCCGGACGGGGAUGGAACUCAAGUCUCAUUGCAACAUUGAUAAAUGCGACCACAGCGGCGUUGGUGAACGCAAGCUCGGUACCAAUGAAGGGUACCGUCUGCGCUGUUGCUGUUGGCACUAUCGGCGAACCUUCGACAAACGACCGUAUUUUUGUGGUCGAUCCUUCGGAAGUUGAGCUUCCCUCAUUAACUUCAAGUGGCUGUUUUGCCUUCAUGUUCUCUUCCACACUCCCUCCGCAAUCCGGCUCUUUGAAGUCGGUGGUUCCGCCCUCUUCGCUCAUAUGGACUAACUUUGGUUCAGUCAAUGGGACUCCCUUUGAUGAAAAUGACCUUACCCAUGCCACCAAACUUGGAGCCAGAGCUGCUGCGGAAAUUUGGUUAUGCAUGAAGGAGAGUCUUGCUACGAUCGAGAAGAAACCUACGAGUGUUUCACAAGCGCCGGGAGAAAGCAAGAAAGCGGCAGUCAAGGUAGAGACUGAGUCUGAUGACGAAAAGAUGGAAAUAUCUUAGAAUGUUCACCCAAACUGUAAUUAGCCUCGAUGUACCAACCCACGUUACCGCGUUGUCGCAUAUACAGUAUCAGCAUGCAUUGAUACCUCAUUUCAGGUGAAGCAAAGAUCCUAAUACACCCAACACCGAUAACAUUGUACCGCGAACGUGACGUUCGUUCUCUUCUGACUUUGGUCUUCUCACCUCGAACCUGG
Somion occarium is the source of this 1178-nucleotide messenger RNA. NCBI's taxonomy places the organism in Eukaryota, Fungi, Basidiomycota, Agaricomycetes, Polyporales, Cerrenaceae. The record is from the annotation of a GenBank genome assembly.